Molecule: messenger RNA, 1361 nt
Organism: Odocoileus virginianus texanus
Lineage: Eukaryota; Metazoa; Chordata; Mammalia; Artiodactyla; Cervidae
Source: RefSeq, a predicted model, not a curated record
CGGCGAGGGGGGCGAAGAUGGCGGACGUGCUCAGCGUCCUGCGACAGUACAACAUCCAGAAGAAGGAGAUUGUGGUGAAAGGGGACGAAGUGAUCUUCGGCGAGUUCUCCUGGCCCAAGAAUGUGAAGACCAACUAUGUGGUUUGGGGGACUGGGAAGGAAGGCCAACCUAGAGAGUACUACACAUUGGAUUCGAUCUUAUUUCUGCUAAAUAAUGUGCACCUAUCUCAUCCUGUCUAUGUCCGACGUGCAGCUACUGAAAAUAUUCCAGUGGUUAGAAGACCUGACCGAAAAGAUCUACUCGGAUAUCUCAAUGGUGAAGCAUCAACAUCGGCCAGUAUAGACAGAAGUGCCCCUCUAGAAAUAGGUCUGCAGAGAUCUACUCAAGUCAAACGAGCUGCAGAUGAAGUUUUGGCAGAAGCAAAAAAACCACGAAUUGAGGAUGAAGAGUGUGUACGCCUUGAUAAAGAGAGAUUGGCUGCUCGUUUGGAGGGUCACAAAGAAGGGAUUGUACAGACUGAACAGAUCAGGUCUCUGUCCGAAGCUAUGUCAGUGGAAAAAAUUGCCGCAAUCAAAGCGAAAAUUAUGGCUAAGAAAAGAUCUACUAUUAAGACUGACUUGGAUGAUGAUAUAACUGCCCUGAAACAGAGGAGUUUUGUGGACGCUGAAGUAGAUGUGACCCGAGAUAUUGUCAGCAGAGAAAGAGUGUGGCGGACGCGAACAACUAUUUUACAGAGCACAGGAAAGAAUUUUUCCAAGAAUAUUUUUGCAAUUCUUCAGUCGGUAAAGGCCAGAGAAGAAGGGCGUGCACCCGAACAGCGACCGGCCCCAAAUGCAGCCCCUGUUGAUCCCACAUUGCGUACCAAACAGCCUAUCCCAGCUGCUUACAACAGAUAUGACCAGGAAAGAUUCAAAGGAAAAGAAGAAACGGAAGGUUUCAAAAUUGACACUAUGGGCACCUACCAUGGGAUGACUCUCAAGUCUGUGACGGAAGGUGCAUCAGCCCGGAAGACGCAAACUCCUGCGGCACAACCUGUACCAAGGCCAGUUUCUCAAGCCAGACCUCCCCCAAAUCAGAAGAAAGGAUCUCGAACACCCAUUAUCAUAAUUCCUGCUGCUACCACCUCUUUAAUAACCAUGCUUAAUGCAAAGGACCUUCUCCAGGACCUGAAAUUUGUUCCAUCAGAUGAAAAGAAGAAACAAGGCUGCCAACGAGAAAAUGAAACUCUAAUUCAGAGAAGAAAAGACCAGAUGCAACCAGGUGGUACUGCCAUUAGUGUCACAGUUCCUUACAGAGUGGUCGACCAGCCCCUUAAGCUGAUGCCUCAGGACUGGUGAGUUAGUCGAUGCUGUUACAGAGUC